UUCUGAUUGGUCUUACAGCUAUCAGCAACAAGACACAUUAAGACUUUCCUACACCGACUCCCCUCCCACCUCACCUCAUCGUCCUGACAUAGCAAUAUGCUGUAUAUAUGUUGGAACAGAACUCGGAGUGGAUUGUAACUGGACGUAUCCCAGGAGAAUAUACGACAAUCAAGAGAUAUUCAUCCACACACACAUGUAUGCAGUGAUGUAUGUAUACACACAUACGUAUACACACAAAUCGACAGCAAUGUGUCUGUUUACAAAUGUAUGUACAUGUGUGUAUAUGUGUGUGUAUCUAUAUACAUGUAUGUCUAUAUGUGUAUAUAUGCAUCUGUGAAUAAAUUCAUCAAACAUCAUUCUAAAAUGAAAGCUUGGAUGGAAGACAGUAAGCAACCUUUGCGGUCAAACUCCAAAAACAUCCCAAAUGUUUUAGACAUCAUCACAUAUCAAGAGAAUGUACCACCAGCUAAUGUCAGUAGUUAUUUACGGCUGUCUCCAACAUCCUCACUAAACUCAUCAGUUGGAAGUUCAAAGUCUUGUGAUUCUCGUGAUGUGGCAAUUAUAAACAGAAAUCUGAAACUACAUCGUGCAACCACAGCAAGGCCAAUGUGUGGAACAGCAGGUGCAACAACACCACAACCAAAGAGAAUGGUGACAUCACCUGAUAUAUUACUUUCUACUCGGCGUUUUCCCAAAGCUUUAAUUGUUUAUGGAGAAUCAAUGGAUAAGGAGUCUUAUUCUAUAACUGAAUACCAAAAAAGCAAGAUGCAUUACUAUCAAAGUGCAUCAGUUGAAUCACAGAAUAAAGGAAUCCCUAACAACUACAGAAAUAUUGCAGAGUCAUGUACAACCGGUGCAACUUCUCCCACACAGGUCACAAAGAAAUUUCAAGAUUGGUCUGAGACCAGUAAGAAGAAACAGAAAGAAACCUUCAGCUGCCCCACAACUAGAUGGGCCUUGAAACAACCUCCUGCAAACAACAGUAGUGGAAGUAUUGAAAAUGGUGUCCCUCUUAACAUUCCAACAAAUCUGAUGGAGAAUAUAAACAAAAUCUAUGAGAGUAUUGAUACAGAUGGGUUGUUGAAAGUGAAUCUAACUGACUCCACCAUUGUAACAGACAAAAUGAUGCUAAAGCAGAAUGCAGAGAUGAAGCCUUCUUUUACAGCAGCCCCACCAACAUCACCAAGAGGAAACACACCUACAUCUUCUGAGAGACAUUUUCCUACAAACAAUAGGGAAAGUUCUUAUGCGUUUUCACAAAAUGAUAAUACUCUAGUGCUUGAUGCUUCUCUUAAAAAUGGUUCUGUCUUAAAUAUAUGUAGAGAGUCUUCUCCAGCACCCUCUCUUUGUUCUAUUUCUUCUUCUUCUUCAUCUUCUCCCCUUUCAUCUCCUGUUCCUAUUAAGCUUAAAACCUGUACAUUGAAAGAGACUCCCAAAAGUAAUAAAUUUUUUUGUGAACUCUCUUCUAAGGGUUUCUCAACCUUUAAUGAUGUCCAUCACAAAACUGAAUCAUAUGUUAACACAAGACCUGUACAACUUCUCUGCACACAUUCUGGCAGACGAAUGCAUACAGCAACGUUAAUAGGGAAAAAAUCAUCAAAUUCCAAAUCUCAGUUAGGAGAAAAAUCUUUGAAAUCCAAUUCUAAUUCAAAACAGCAAGUAUUCUUCCGAAGAACUGAUUACAACCCUAUACAAAUGGUUUAUGACCAAGAGACCAGCGAUUCAGGUCCUAAAAUAUCUUCUGCAGUUACUCCUCACCUGCAGAAGUAUUUCAUCAAUCUUUGCGAGAAACAAGAAAGGAUGCAUGAAGAAAAAUAUACCCAAGCUGCUAAUGUGGCCCCCCAUUCAGAUCUGGAAUCAUGGAAUGUUUAUAAGACAAUAAAAACAGUGGAAUUUGAUAUGAAAGGUCCUCAAGUGAUUGUUGAGAAAAUGUUGAUUGGACAAAACCAAAGGAAACUUCAAAGACCCCAAACAACACAAAACACAGCAAAUUCUAAGGCAUUCAGAGCAAUGAAGCAGCGCCCUCAGAGUGGACCAUCACAGAUUCUGUUUAAACAGAAAGACUCCAAGCUGCAGUCUAUCUUACCUGAGGUUCAAGAAGUAAAAGAUAAAGGAAAGGAAGAAUUUGGAUCAAGAGCAUCCCAUCAGAGUGGCAGUAUCUACAGUAAAUUAGAAAGCACUGGAUGUCAUCACACUGACCAACCUCGAGUCAGUUCUGAAUUAGAGGAAGUUUUGAACAAAAGUGGUGACCACACUGACCAUUUCAAACUCUGGCCUGAGAGAGAGAAAACCUUGGAUAUUGGUGACCAACACACUGAUCCAACUAAACACAAAUUAGAAGAGAAAAUACAAAACAGCAGUGGUUCUCAUACUGAUGUGUCCAAAGUUAAACCAGAGAUUGAGAAAACUGAAAACAUUAGUGACCAGUUCAUGUGGAGGUCAGAGAAAGUUUUGAAUAAAGAUGACAAAAUUACUGAUCAGUCCAACAUCAGGCAAGGAGUAGAAAAUGACUUGAACAAAAUUGAUAUUCAUUCUGAUCUACCUAAACUCAGUCCAGAAAUAGAGAGAAUCUCAUGUGAAAAUGAAAAUGCUUCACACCCUGAUGGGAUAGAGGAGGAGGAAAUAUCAAAGAAUGAUUAUCAUAAGAAUGAACAGUCUAGAGUAGAACUAGAUAUAAAGAAGGACUUGGACUGCAGUGAUGAUCAGAAAGACCAGACUAAAUUGAGACCAGAAACUGAAGGAAUCUCAGCCAGUAAAGAUAAUGACCAGACAAACCUGAAGCCAAAUACAGAGAAAGUAUUAAACCAUCAGACUGAUCAAACCUUGGUUGAACCCAACCCAGAAGUAGAAGAGGUUCAAAACACUGAUCAUAUUAAACUUGAAGUGGAGGAAGACACAGAAGUUCUUAACGUCAUCAAUGUCAAUAAUAAUUCUAUUUCCCAUUCUGACCAUGAAAACUUAUUUGAGAGGGAAAACAUCCUAAAUAAUUCUACCCACAACAUUGACCCUACUAUACCCAAAUCAGAAACAGAGGUAAUGUUAAAUAAUAAUAUAUCACACACUGAUUCUGUUAAAUCUAAACCAGAGACAGAAGUAAUGCCAAGCAGUGAGACCCACAAUACAGCCUAUGAUUCAGAAAUUGAGGUGUCAUCAAAUGACAAUGAUCACAGUACUGACCCUAUUAAAUUGACUUCAGAGACAGAAGCAAUGCCAAAUUGUAAUGCCCAUCACAUUGAUUCCAUUGAAUCAAAGCUAGAAAUAAAAGUAAUACCAAAAACUAAGAUUCACAACACUGUCCACAGUAAGCCUAUGUCAAAAGCAAAAGUAAGUCCAGAUUGUAAAGACCACAGUACUAACCCAAUUAAAUCUGGUUCCGACAGAAAAGAAACACCAAAUUAUAAUGCCCAACAUAUUGAUUCUGCUAAGAUAGAACCAAAAAUAGAGGUCUCACUAAAAGCUAAAGUCAACAAAACUGUCCCUGGUAAACCAAGAGAAGUAACAACAAACAGUGACCCAGCUAAUUUUAGAUCUGAGGUGGCACUAAAGCCUCAUCAAACCCACAAAGUUCACUUCAGCAAUCAUAUAGAAGAGAUAUGUGGAGAAGCACCUGAGUUUACUGAGUCGGAAAUAACUACAUCUGGAAUAUUAGACAAAAAUUUUGGUAAUCUUCAUUCUGAGAGUGAGCCUUCUAAUGAGCUGAAAACAAUUGAUCCUUUGAGGAUUUCUAACACUAAUGAAGCUAAAAUUACCUCUGUCUCUAAAGUUAAUAAGAAUCAUCAUACUAACAAAAAUUUAGAAAUGCCUUCAGACAAAAGUUUUCCUAUAAUUAAUCAAAGCAAAAAGAACUCACAUUGGUCUGAAAAGGAGUCACGGGUGACAUUUUCUAACAACCGAAAAUCAAAUAAACAAGAAAUUUCAAAAGAAAAUUCUGUGAGUAGCUGCAAUCAAAAGUCAGAUUUAGGAUUGACUACUGAGAAGCUGGAAAUAAAUAAGGAAAACGUCAACAAUAAUAUUUCGUCUUUUUCACCAUGUAAAAAAGAGAAAUUGUCUACGACCCAAGAUCAAACAUGUCAUCUGAAUUCUACUUCAGAGGGUUUGCCAGGUGUAAGUUCUCCAACAGAAAAUCACUUUAAGGAAUAUGUCGGUGAUGCAGAGGUGACUCAUCCCAAACCAAAUGAUUCACAGGUUGUUGAGAAUCAAGCUUGCAUUGGUGAUGAGAAAUAUGCUCAAAGAAGUUCAUCUAUCAAAGUAAAUUUCAUUCCCAACAAUUUCACAGAGACUUCAAAGGAUACACAUUUAGAAAAGAAAGAUGCCACCUCAAAGUCAGAAAGCUUCCUCCCUGGAGAUGGUGCUGCUGUUACACGGACAGAGAACUCAUGGAAGCCCUUUCCAGUUAACAGACCCUACAGCAGUUUCCUAAGGUAUCAAAGUGAGCCGAUAUCCACCGCAUUAGUACCACCACCUAAACUGAGGUCAAAGAAGCGAUCAACCUCCUCAAAAACAUCUAAAUCUGGUAAAUCUCACAAAAGAAAGUCUGGGAUGGACAUUAAACCAUUAGUGUUCACAUCUGUUCAACAACAGGAACCCCAAGAUAACAAUGAUCAUGAGUGCAUAAAGAUUUCUGAUGAAUUACGUGACAAAGGUGUCAAUGUGUCAUGGACAGUGCUAAGAAGAAGCCUUUAUCCUCCUACUGGUCGACCUUUACAUUAUGCAAUGGAAGUUGACACAAGAAUAAAUCCAGAAUCCGAUUUGUUAAGUCACCCAAAAAGCUGGCUUCCUAAAGAAUUCAAUGCCCUGCAAAAGGUUGUUAAAAAACUGAGACAGGCAAACCAGUAUCAGAAGAAGCAAGGAAGAUCUGAAACUAAGAAGAGUAAACAAUCUGGUAGCAAGCAGAAAAAAACAAAGAAGAAAAAGAAGAAAUAAAAAUGGGACGUUGGAUUAAGAGGGGUUGUGCCUCUUGACCUUUGCCAUCUCUCUUCCUUCUUUUUCACACAUGAUGGAGUCCCUGAGGAUCAGGUUUGAUUUCAACGCCUGCUGUUGAACAUUUGUAGGGAAAAUAUGGGAGGGAAUUCUGUUGUGGUAGCAGCUAUUGUGGACAAGGAUUAUGUUAAAAUGUUUAAUGUAAGAUUUGGAAGCGAUGUGACAUAGGGAGAAGUGGUAGGUGUAUUGAGUGAACCUGGAAGAAGGGGGUGCAUUCAGCUAAAUAAUUCAGAAGAUUUUGCAGUAACAGUAGAAGAGGCAGAGGGAAUAAGAAAUGUAUGUGAACUUGUGUCGUAAUGUUAAUAUGGUCUUCAUUUGCGUGAAUUUUGCCUGUGUGUAACAGCUGUAUUGUCCCAGAACUCAGAAAUACUCCUUUGUGGGGUUUUACUUUAACUUUGUUUCAGAUAAAUGUUUCCAGGCUCUGAAGCAGAACCUUUGUGAAGAAGUUUUGGCAACAUUUUACACUCAUACACACAUGCAAAUAUAUGUAUUUAUUGGGAAUCAUCAUAAGAGAUGAAUAAAAAUUUUGAAGUUUGGUAAAAAUGUGAUAUAAAAUAAAAUGUAAUUU
Messenger RNA from Octopus sinensis (East Asian common octopus), 5548 nucleotides. RefSeq lists its product as uncharacterized. The transcript has 14 exons. Bases 268 to 4923 code for a protein of 1551 amino acids. The record is from RefSeq and is a predicted model, not a curated record. Lineage: Eukaryota; Metazoa; Mollusca; Cephalopoda; Octopoda; Octopodidae.